Messenger RNA from Danaus chrysippus (African queen), 600 nucleotides. Lineage: Eukaryota; Metazoa; Arthropoda; Insecta; Lepidoptera; Nymphalidae. The record is from the annotation of a GenBank genome assembly.
AUGGAAUCAAUCAAUUUUAACGAAAUAUCAUUUAAUAAAGAUUUUAAAUGGUUAAAUAGACCAGCCAGCUAUAAAUUAGAUGGUGAUGUUCUUACAGUGACGACUGAAAAUAAAACUGAUUUUUGGCAAGAGACGUGGUACAACUUUCGCGUUAAUACUGGCCAUAUUUUUGGCGCCGAAAUUAAAGGUGAUUUUAGUUUGGAAAUAUGUGUAGAAGCUGAUUUUACGACUCUGUAUGAUCAAGCUGGGCUGAUGAUAUAUGUUGAUGAAAAACAUUGGCUUAAAGCAGGCAUUGAGUACAAUGAUGGCCAGCCCAUGAUAGGCAGUGUACUCACUAGAGAUAUCUCUGAUUGGUCUACUGGUGUAUUCACAGAAGAUCCCCGCAAGUUCUGGUUACGUCUGACUAAAGUUAAAAACGUGUUAUGCGUGAAAUAUUCCGCUGACAACAUAAAAUGGCGUCUACUCAGACUGUGUCCUUUUGAGUACGAUAAAUAUUUGGUGGGACCGAUGUGUUGUUCACCACAGAGGGAAGGAUUGAUUGUUAAAUUCAGUGGCGCCAAGUUCAAUAAACCGUCAGAGGAUAUAUUGCAUUCAAAUUAA